CCACGUCCAGUCCAGUCUGUGAAUCUCGAGAAUCUAAAGGUCAAAGUACUGUGCAAAGUCAAUUAUAUACAGUUUAUGAUGAAUGAGUAUGGCUGGAAUGACCCUCCUCUUUUCUCUUACCAGUCAAAUCCUCCCUCUAACACCAAAUCCUCCAAUAAACCAGCUCUCCUCAACAAAAGACCCGCCUACCCAGCCACAGAGCAUCAUCACGUGACCAGCACAACCCUAUCACGUGACCAACCUCCUCCUACCGGGACUGCUGGUGUUCCAGUUCGGGAGUCGUCGUCUCAAGUGGAGGCGACACCUACUUCUGAAGAGGCUGUGAGAUGUUUAUCGCAGUCGGAAAUAUUAUCGUCACUUAAUGAAUUGGUUGAUGAUUACAAGGAGUGUAUUGAGGAAAGAUUACUCAAAGAGAUCAAAAAGCGUUUGGAUAUGCUCGACAAACAAUGGAGCACCCUCUCACAGCCUGUUCACAAGCGACUCAGCUCACUUGUACAAGCUCUCCAAGAUAAAGACUACAAGAAAGCUGAAGAUAUACAUGUGGGACUCAUGGUCGAUCAUGUCAGUGAGGUGAAGCAGUGGUUGAUCGGUAUUAAGAAACUGGUUGAUAUAGUAAAAGAUAGAGACAAGUCUUAAAGGAAGAACAUCCUCCAUUAUCAGUUAUCAGCAACUAUAGAUUAUGUGAAUUUUAAUAAUCAGUACUUUAUAUUAUAACUACUACAAUGUGAUAAUGAA
Amphimedon queenslandica is the source of this 735-nucleotide messenger RNA. Its product is annotated as steroid receptor RNA activator 1-like. The record is from RefSeq and is a predicted model, not a curated record. Gene Ontology annotation, biological process: regulation of transcription by RNA polymerase II. The transcript is spliced from 5 exons. Lineage: Eukaryota; Metazoa; Porifera; Demospongiae; Haplosclerida; Niphatidae. Gene Ontology annotation, cellular component: nucleus. Bases 76 to 636 code for a protein of 186 amino acids.